Molecule: messenger RNA, 1067 nt
Organism: Salvelinus namaycush (lake trout)
Lineage: Eukaryota; Metazoa; Chordata; Actinopteri; Salmoniformes; Salmonidae
Product: transcription termination factor 3, mitochondrial-like
Exons: 3
Coding region: 20-460 (146 amino acids)
Biological process (GO): regulation of DNA-templated transcription
Molecular function (GO): double-stranded DNA binding
Source: RefSeq, a predicted model, not a curated record
AUGAUUCUUAAUCAAUUGUAUGUUCAUUCAGACACGGGAUUUCGUGGUUCCCCUUCCCAGACUUCUGUGUGGUAGUUUGGAGCCAGUUAAGGAGAAUCUUAAGAUUUGUAAACUGGAGAUGGGGUUUCGUGAAAAUGAACUCCAGCACAUCGUCACUGUAAUCCCCAAAGUUCUUAAAGCUAAUAAGAGGAAACUGACCCAGAUAUUUCACUAUAUCCACAACACCAUGAACAUACCCCAUGACCUGACCGCGAAGUUCCCACAGGCCCUGAAUGCAAAGUACCUUCGUAUCAAAGAGAGACACCUGUUUCUGCAGUACCUGGACAAGGCUCAGUACAACCCUGCCAAGCCUAACUACAUCUCUCUGGACAAGCUAGUCUCCCUGCCAGAUGAGGCCUUUUGCAAUGAAGUAGCAGUCGCGACACCAAAGGACUUUGAAUUGUUUCAGAAGACAGUGUGAUUGAUGUAAUACUACAGUUUUUGUAUAUGUGUGUUAUUUGAAUAGAGAAGAUAUUGAAGAAUUUUACAAUUGAAUCUUGCUGCGGCAGGUAGCCUAGUGGUCUGUAGAAUCUUUAUAUGGUGUUAUUUCAUGGGGGACUCUGGCCUAAAUACCCAGCAAAACUCCAUAUUAUUCAGAACCCCAUGAAAUGACACCAUAUAUAGAUUCUACAGACCCUACUGAGUACUCCCCACCCCACUUAUACAUCAGCACAAAUAAUCGUUUUUCCUGUACAGUGUUAUAGUUAUACUUUACACUGCAGUGGAGGCUGCUGAGUGGAGAAUGGCUCAUAAUAAAGGCUGGAACGGAGCGUUUGAAACCAUGUGUUUGAUGUAUUUGAUACCAUUCCACCUAUUCUGCUCCAGCCGCUACCAUGAAACCAUCCUCCCCAAUUAAGGUGUCACCAACCUCCUGUAGUAUAGUGUCCAAGCACCCCAUUUUAAGCUGUUUGACCACAGUAAAAGUCCAGCAACACUCCAUAUUAUUCAUAGAUCCAUGAAAUGACACCAUUUGACUAUCUAUACAUAGUCACUUUAAUAACUCUACCUACAUGUACAUAUGACCUCAA